AUGGCGCCCGCAGCCCACCAUGCCACGCUGUCCGCGGCCUGCCGCGAGCUGCGGUCCGUGAUCGUCGCCGGCGCCGAAGCCGUGGGCGCCGACGCGGGGACGAGCGCCUACGGCGUCUGGCUAUCGCGGACCCUCGGGGAGCGGGGCCUGUCGCGCACGGUGCCGACGCACGUCGACGUGCUCUGCGAGCUGCUCGUCGCCUACAACCGGGAGAACGGGUGGCGCCUCGAGGCGUCGGCGCUCAAGGCCUGGGCGGCGAGCUUCGACGGCGCCGGCGACGAGCGCGUCGGCGCCGAGGACGUGGAACGUUUCGCGCGGUGCGCCGGCGGCGCGUGGCGCGGCGGGUCCGCCGCGGAGCCCCCUCUCUCCGCGCGGGACUGGGUCGUGGCCUUCACGACGGGCGACGACGACGCCGACGCGCUCGUCACGCAGAUCCGCGACGGCCUCCGGCGGCGGGGCCGCGACGUCCGGCGCCUCGAGUCCGCCUUCGCCGCGGCGCUCACGGACGAGGGCAAGGGCGCGAAGACGCUCCCCAUCGCCGCGGCCGUGCGCGCGCUGACGCGGUCCUGGGGCGGCCGCGAGGACACGCGCCUCGUGCGCGUCGCCGGCCGCGCGCUCCGCGGCGGCGCGUUCUGCGACCGGGGAUCGACGGCGGCGGACCCCAAGGCCCACCGCGGCGGCGCCGUGGACUGCGCGCGGCUCGUCGCCGCCGUGCGCCGGUCCUUCCUCGCGCCCGUCGACGGCGCCCUCUUCGCGGACGUCGACCGGCGCCGCGUCGGCGCCGUCGACGUCGACGGCUUCGACGACGCCUUGGACGACCUCGGCGAGUGGCUGCUGGCCGACGGGCCGCUGCUCUUCGACGACGAGCGGGCCGCGGUGCUCGACUGCACCGCGGGCGCGGACGGUUUGGUGGACUACGAGACGCUCUACGAGUGGCUGCUCCACUACGGCCAGGCGCCGGAGGAAGAGGAGACCUACGCGCCGGAGACGCCCUACGUCCGCACGCCCGCGCGCUUCCGCGACGACGACGCGCGCGCGUCGCGCGCGAGCCUCGGGUACGACGGGGACCGGCGCCGGCCGCCGCCGACGGCGCUCGCGGGCGACGCGCAGAUGGGCGACGUCGCGCGGCGCCUGCGGGCCGCGUUGAAGGACCUGCGUCUACGCUACGGCGGCCCCGUGGAUCUGGAGCGCGCCUUCGAGCGCUUCGACCGCCGGGGCCGCGGCGUCGUCGAGUCGCCCGACUUCCUCCACGUGCUCCACUCGCUGAACCUGAGCGCGCAGGACACGCGGGCCAUAUCGCGGCGCUUCGACAAAUACGGCGACUGCGUCGACUACCGCGACUUCAUACGCUUCGCGGAGCAGGACUACAACGAGCUCACGUUCCUCGCGCGCCACGUCGCGGACAAGCUCGGCGACCAGCAGCGCCGGGGGCUGGACGUCCUGCUGCCCUUCACGAUGGGCGACCGGGCGGGCCACGGCCUCCUGCCGGCGCGCGACUUCGCCGACGCGCUCGCGGCGCUGGACCUGGACCUCACGGACGCGGACAUUGGGGACCUCGCGGCCCAUUUCGCGCGGCCGAACGACCCGGACUACGUCGACUACCGCGACUUCCUCAAGUUCGUCCGCGAGCACGGCGGCCACCGGCCCGAGCGGCCCCGAGUCCACCGGAGCGUCGACGGCGGCGACUACGACGGCCUCCGCGGCGCGACGCCCCACGCCGCGCGGCCGGACCACUCGCCGCUGCGCUCCGCAGGCGACGCGUUCCUCCGGACGCGCGCGGACUUCUUCGCGGAGCCGGCGCUCGCCCAGGACGACCCCCUCAACUUCGAGCGGCGGCGCGACGUCGUCGUGGCGACGUUCCGCGGCGCGGACGGCGAGGGCGACGGCCGCCUGACGGCCGACGAGUUCCUCGUCGCGCUCCACCGUCUGGACGUGUUCCCCCUGGACGAGGGCCUCGACGCGCUCGACGCCGCGGACGUGAGAGGCCUCUACGAGUUCUUCGACGACGACGAGGGCAAGGGCGUCGACGUCGACGAGCUCCUGUCGCUGGCGCUGGACCGCGCCGUCGUCGCCCACGCCCACGGCCGCGACGCGAUCCUGGCGCGGGCCAACGCGGCGGCGGCGCGGUCCGGCGCGUCGCUCGACGGGGACAUCGUGCGCGACGUCGCGGAGUAUCUGGUGCGCCACGACCGGCGCCGCGACGGCUGCUGCAAGCAGGCGGCGCUCGAGAAGGCGCUCCGCUGGACGGGCAUCUCCUCGGAGCUCGCGCCGCUGGACCUCGAGGAGCUCCUGGACGCGCUCCGCGUCGAGGAGCCCGCGGGCCGGUCGUCCGCGGCGUCGGCGAAGAAGAAGGCGCCGCCGCGGUCCGACUACGCGCUAUUCCUCGAGCGGGUCCUCGACAGCGAGGCGCCCGCGCGCCGCGUCGCGCGCCGGCCCGAGCCGGCGCGCAAGCCCCCGAAGCAGGCCCGGCGCCUCUUCGGCGCCGCCUGCGCCAAGCUCUUCGACGCGCGGGCCGCGAUUCCACGAGCUCUUCGCGGACGUCGACCGGCGCCGCGUCGGCGCCGUCGACGUCGACGGCUUCGACGACGCCUGGACGACCUCGGCGAGUGGCUGCUGGCCGACGGGCCGCUGCUCUUCGACGACGAGCGGGCCGCGGUGCUCGACUGCACCGCGGGCGCGGACGGUUUGGUGGACUACGAGACGCUCUACGAGUGGCUGCUCCACUACGGCCAGGCGCCGGAGGAAGAGGAGACCUACGCGCCGGAGACGCCCUACGUCCGCACGCCCGCGCGCUUCCGCGACGACGACGCGCGCGCGUCGCGCGCGAGCCUCGGGUACGACGGGGACCGGCGCCGGCCGCCGCCGACGGCGCUCGCGGGCGACGCGCAGAUGGGCGACGUCGCGCGGCGCCUGCGGGCCGCGUUGAAGGACCUGCGUCUACGCUACGGCGGCCCCGUGGAUCUGGAGCGCGCCUUCGAGCGCUUCGACCGCCGGGGCCGCGGCGUCGUCGAGUCGCCCGACUUCCUCCACGUGCUCCACUCGCUGAACCUGAGCGCGCAGGACACGCGGGCCAUAUCGCGGCGCUUCGACAAAUACGGCGACUGCGUCGACUACCGCGACUUCAUACGCUUCGCGGAGCAGGACUACAACGAGCUCACGUUCCUCGCGCGCCACGUCGCGGACAAGCUCGGCGACCAGCAGCGCCGGGGGCUGGACGUCCUGCUGCCCUUCACGAUGGGCGACCGCGCGGGCCACGGCCUCCUGCCGGCGCGCGACUUCGCCGACGCGCUCGCGGCGCUGGACCUGGACCUCACGGACGCGGACAUUGGGGACCUCGCGGCCCAUUUCGCGCGGCCGAACGACCCGGACUACGUCGACUACCGCGACUUCCUCAAGUUCGUCCGCGAGCACGGCGGCCACCGGCCCGAGCGGCCCCGAGUCCACCGGAGCGUCGACGGCGGCGACUACGACGGCCUCCGCGGCGCGACGCCCCACGCCGCGCGGCCGGACCACUCGCCGCUGCGCUCCGCAGGCGACGCGUUCCUCCGGACGCGCGCGGACUUCUUCGCGGAGCCGGCGCUCGCCCAGGACGACCCCCUCAACUUCGUCGACGACGCCGGCGCCUGGCGCUCCUGA
Messenger RNA from Aureococcus anophagefferens, 3636 nucleotides. RefSeq lists its product as hypothetical. The record is from RefSeq and is a predicted model, not a curated record. Bases 1 to 3636 code for a protein of 1211 amino acids. Gene Ontology annotation, molecular function: calcium ion binding. The transcript is spliced from 4 exons. Lineage: Eukaryota; Pelagophyceae; Pelagomonadales; Pelagomonadaceae.